Molecule: messenger RNA, 378 nt
Organism: Rotaria socialis
Lineage: Eukaryota; Metazoa; Rotifera; Eurotatoria; Philodinida; Philodinidae
Source: the annotation of a GenBank genome assembly
AUGGCUUCAUGUACAACAUGUAAUUGGUGUGCAAAAAAUAUUGAUUCGAUUGUUACGACAUCUAAUGAAUUAUUCUGUUGCUCAACAUGUAAAGAGUAUUAUAAUUUGGAUAUACAUAUUAUGCAUGUAUUAGACAUAGCUAUUGUUAAUGGUCGUGAGAUGAAAAUCGAUAAAGCAUGGAAUCGAUUAUUCAAUUUGUUAUUUAAAAGUAGCUUAUGUUUAUAUGCUCAUCAUCGAGAUGACAUUGGUAUCGAACUCGGUUGGUUAUAUGAAAUUUAUAUGCUUUCUACAAAGAAUAAUUUGAAUUCUAUUAGAACUUCGAUCGUUAUUGAACAUUUAAAUAAUUUCCUCUAUUUUUUACGUCAUACAACGAAAUGA